Messenger RNA from Aedes albopictus (Asian tiger mosquito), 1904 nucleotides. It is a transcript of the gene Aldh, whose product is annotated as aldehyde dehydrogenase, mitochondrial. Gene Ontology annotation, molecular function: aldehyde dehydrogenase (NAD+) activity. The transcript is spliced from 6 exons. The record is from RefSeq and is a predicted model, not a curated record. Bases 237 to 1787 code for a protein of 516 amino acids. Lineage: Eukaryota; Metazoa; Arthropoda; Insecta; Diptera; Culicidae.
CGGCUGCACCCGGCACAUUUUCUCAUAACAUUUCGUUCUCCAUUCUCAUCGGUCGUUUUCGUUUAUCGUCCAUCUGCAGAUAAAAUUCUUUCUAAAUCCGGUUGAUCCGGUUUUCGCGGCGUUGCAAAACUAGUCUAGUGUGUGUUGGCAAAGAAAACUAGUGCGUUUCGGCAUUUUUCCAAUCUACAGUAACAGCACUCAGUAUUUGGCAUUCAUAUAACCUUUAGAAAGAGAAAAUGCUACGAGUUUUGCUUAAGGGAUUGCCGAAACCGGGCGUUGGCUCUCAAAUUGCCCGUUACUCGUCCAUUCCGGCUCCGAAGACUUCUCCGGAGAUCCUGUACACCGGGAUCUUUAUCAACAACGAAUGGCACAAAAGCAUCGGGGGCAAAGUGUUCCCCACGUUGAAUCCGGCCAACGAGCAGGUUAUCGCUGAGAUCCAGCAGGGCGAGAAAGCCGACAUCGAUGUGGCGGUCGGCGCUGCGCGGGAGGCGUUCAAACUUGGAUCCCCAUGGCGCAAAAUGGAUGCCUCUAAGCGUGGACAGCUGCUGUACAGACUUGCUGAUCUUAUGGAAAGGGAUCGUGUCUAUCUGGCGAGUCUGGAAACCCUUGAUAAUGGCAAACCGUACUUCAUGUCGUACAAUGUUGAUGUUCCGAUGGCCAUCAACAACCUGCGCUAUUAUGCCGGUUGGGCGGACAAAAACCACGGAAAAGUGAUCCCCAUGGAUGGGGAAUUUUUCGUGUACACCCGUCACGAACCCGUGGGAGUCUGUGGACAAAUCAUCCCGUGGAACUUCCCGAUUUUGAUGGCAGCCUGGAAAUUUGGACCAGCCCUGGCAACUGGAAACACAAUCGUCCUAAAACCCGCCGAACAGACCAGCUUAACGGCGCUGUACAUGGCUCAGUUGGUCAAAGAGGCCGGAUUCCCUCCAGGUGUUGUUAACGUUGUUCCAGGAUUUGGCGACGCUGGAGCUGCUCUGGUACAGCACGACGACGUAGAUAAGGUCGCUUUCACCGGUUCCACUGAAGUUGGCAAGAAGAUCCAGCAAGGUGCUGGUUUAAGUAAUCUGAAGAGAACCACCUUGGAACUGGGCGGAAAGAGUCCAAACAUCAUCCUUUCGGACGCAGACAUGAAGCAUGCCGUUGAAACGUCGCACUUUGGUUUGUUCUUCAACAUGGGUCAGUGCUGUUGUGCCGGUUCGCGUACUUUCAUCGAGGACAAAAUCUACGACGAAUUCGUCGAGCGCAGUGCCGAGCGAGCGAAGAAGCGAACCGUUGGCAAUCCGUUUGAUUUGACUACCGAACAUGGCCCGCAGGUUGACAAGGCUCAAUAUGACAAAAUUUUGGGCUUGAUCGAUACCGGCAAGAAGCAAGGAGCUAAGUUGGUUGCUGGUGGCAAAAAGUACGAGGGAUUGCCUGGCUACUUCAUUGAACCGACCGUAUUCGCUGAUGUGAAGGAUGAUAUGACCAUCGCCAGGGAGGAGAUCUUUGGUCCGGUUCAGCAGCUGAUCCGUUUUAAAUCCCUGGAUGAGGUAAUCGAACGGGCAAACAAGUCCGAGUAUGGAUUGGCAGCGGCAGUAUUCUCCAAGGACAUUGAUAAGGUGAACUAUUUGGUACAGGGUCUUCGGGCUGGAACCGUCUGGGUCAAUACAUACAACGUGUUGUCCGCCCAGGCACCUUUCGGUGGUUACAAAAUGUCCGGCCACGGACGCGAAAAUGGCGAGUAUGGCCUCCAAGCCUAUACUGAAGUCAAAAGUGUAAUUACCCGUAUUCCGGUCAAGAAUUCGUAAAGUUUUCCAUGACUAUUGUUCUAUGUAUUUUAUCUGGUCUCGUAUAUUAUCCCAGUGGUUUGGUGGUUAUAAACUAUUUAGUGAUAAAAUAAAUGCACAAAUGUUUCUGAAACAAUA